Molecule: messenger RNA, 1752 nt
Organism: Ilex paraguariensis (yerba mate)
Lineage: Eukaryota; Viridiplantae; Streptophyta; Magnoliopsida; Aquifoliales; Aquifoliaceae
Source: the annotation of a GenBank genome assembly
AUGCCACAUCAUGAGAAGCUUUUAGAUGUUGGAUAUGAUUUUCCAAAGUCAGUUGCCAUGGGCUAUGUAUCUCCGAAACUACAUGAACUCCUCCAAAUUUUUCAAUCCUUUGGUAAAAAUACACAAGUACUCUGCAUCACUUUUGUUGAAAGAAUUAUGACAGCAAAAGUUAUUGAAAGAUUCAUUAAGAAAAUUGCAUGCCUGUCUCAUUUCACGGUUUCACAUUUGACUGGAAGUAACUCAUCAGUUGAUGCACUGGCUCCGAAACUGCAGAAAGAAAUUUUGGAAUCAUUUCGGUCUGGGAAGGUCAACCUAUUAUUUGCGACUGACGUGGUUGAGGAGGGAAUUGAUGUGCGUGACUGUUCCUGUGUUAUAAGAUUUGACCUGCCAAAGACAGUUCGUAGUUAUGUCCAAUCACGAGGACGAGCUCGUCAAAAUGACUCCCAAUUUUUCAUGAUGCUCGAGAGGGGAAACAUAAAGCAAAGAGAUCAAAUAUUUGAUGUCAUUAGGAGUGAGUAUUCUAUGAUAGAUACUACGACAAGUAGGGAUCCUGACACCUUCAUUUUAAAAGCUUGUGCCAACAACGACGUAGAUGCAUAUCAUGUGGAGGUAACUGGAGCAUCAGUGACUGCGGAUUCUAGUGUGAACCUCAUUCACAGAUAUUGUGAAAAACUCCCAAGAGACAAGUACUUCACUCCAAAGCCAAUUUUCCAAUUCUUGUUAUCAGGGGAGUCAUAUCGAUGUAAACUCACAUUACCACCAAGUGCAGCUUUUCAAACAAUAGUUGGUCCUGAAAUUAGAAACUCACAUUUAUCGAAACAGCUUGUAUGCUUGGAUGCAUGUAAGAAGUUGCAUCAGAUGGGGGCUCUCAGUGAUCAUCUUCUCCCCUUCAAUGAAGAGCCAUCCCUAACUGAUUCAACUCUCAGGAACAAAGAAUUGUCUUCAGGCGCAGGAACAACAAAGAGGAAGGAACUACAUGGGACAACCUGUAUUCGUGGGCUGUCUGGGACUUGGGGAGACAAACUUGAUGGCGCCACCUUUCAAGCAUACAAAAUACAUUUUGCCUGUAAUAUUUCUGAAGCCUAUUACUCUAGUUUUGUUAUGCUGAUUGAGUCAAAACUGGACAAUGAUGUUGGAAAUGCCGAAGUGGAGCUAUACUUAGUUUCAAAGUAUGUCAGGUCAUCUGUAUCUUCAUGUGGGCAAGUACAUCUGGAUGCAGAACAGGUGGUAAAAGCAAAGUGUUUUCAAGAACUGUUCUUCAAUGGGUUAUUUGGCAAGUUGUUUAUCAAAUUGUCAGGAGAAAGAAGGUUUUUACUUCAAGUAAAAGAAUCUUUAUGGAAUCCAGCGAACAUGUACUUACUUUUACCCCUUGAGUCACUUAACAAUCCUAGUCAUCAAAUUUGGAGAAUUAACUGGAUGGGGAUCAACUCUUGUGUUUCGGUGGUAGAAUUCUUGAAGAAAAAUGCUUGGCUAAGUGCUGAGCAAUCGAGUGGUAACAUGGCGAAUUCAUCACUUCACAAAAUUGAAUCAGUUGUGACUGAUUUCAGUAGCACAAAUGUGAUUCACUUGGCCAAUAAAUCAAUUUGUAUAAAUGACCUCAAGGAGAUGGUAGUCUUGGCCAUUCAUACUGGGAGAAUUUAUUCUGUCCUUAAAGCCGUUACUAAUUCAUCUGCUGAAAGCCCUUUUGAUGGGAAAUCUGAUGCAAGUCCCUCAAGUUAUUCAUCCUUUGCUGACUACUUCAAGAAAAAGUAG